This is a messenger RNA of Acanthamoeba castellanii str. Neff, 267 nucleotides long. RefSeq lists its product as uncharacterized. Lineage: Eukaryota; Discosea; Longamoebia; Acanthamoebidae. The coding region runs from base 1 to 267 and encodes 88 amino acids. The record is from RefSeq and is a predicted model, not a curated record. The transcript has 2 exons.
AUGCAGAUGAUUGACGAAUCGGUCGAGCUCAAGCGGUGCACGAAGUGCUCGGGCGCACUCUCCAAAUCGUCGGGCACGAGAUCAGCGCGAAGAAGCUCACCGUGUCGACCCACCUGCCACGCCCCUGUCGACCACAUCGGCGAUCCCCUCGUGCUCUACGAGCUGCUCCAGUCGUGCGUAGCGACCAAGGGCACCUACGAGGAGAAGAUCGAGCAGAACGCCAUCCCACGAGGUGUCCAACAAGCGCAACGAGUAGCUCGCCGGUGA